This is a messenger RNA of Neogale vison (American mink), 645 nucleotides long. RefSeq names its product interleukin 17C (gene IL17C). The transcript has 3 exons. The record is from RefSeq and is a predicted model, not a curated record. Lineage: Eukaryota; Metazoa; Chordata; Mammalia; Carnivora; Mustelidae. Gene Ontology annotation, molecular function: cytokine activity. Gene Ontology annotation, cellular component: extracellular region. Bases 1 to 645 code for a protein of 214 amino acids. Gene Ontology annotation, biological process: inflammatory response.
AUGAGUCCAAGCUGUCCCAGCUCACUCGCCAGGCAGAUACAGCCCAGUCCCAAGCUCCUUCCCGGCCUCUUGCUUCUGCUCUGGCUGCCCGCCAGCCCAGCCCGCCGUGGCCCCCAGCUCUGGGGGGGAGCCCACCCCCACGGGACCCCACGCUGCUAUUCGGCCGAGGAGCUGCCCCUGGGCCAGGCCCCGCCACACCUGCUGGCUCGAGCCGCCAAGUGGGAACAGACUCUGCCCGUAGCCCUGGUGGCCAGCCUGGAGGCGGAGGGCCACAGAAGGCGGCAUGACAGGCCCCCAGCUGGGACCCAGUGCCCGGUGCUGCGGCCUGAGGAGGUAUUGGAAGCCGACAUUCACCAGCGCUCCAUCUCGCCCUGGAGAUACCGCGUGGACACCGAUGAGAGCCGCUACCCGCAGAAGCUGGCCUUCGCCCAGUGCCUGUGCCGGGGCUGCAUCAGCGCCAGGACGGGCCGAGAGACGGCCGCGCUCAACUCCGUGCCGCUGCAGCAGACGCUGCUGGUGCUCCGACGCCAGCCCUGCUCGCGCGAUGCCACGGGGCUGCCCACGCCCGGGGCCUUCUCCUUCCACGCGGAGUUCAUCCGCGUGCCCGUGGGCUGCACCUGCGUCCUGCCCAGGUCGGCACAGUGA